CACUGAUCCGCAAACGAGAAUGAAGUUAAUUCUUAUCGUAGGCUUUAUCUUUGCCUUGUCUGGGGCUUCUCUUGGCCUAAGGGAUGCGGUCUGUGGUCAACCACCAGAUUUUAGUGGCCGUUGCCGUGGCCUUUUUCCAUCUUUUAGUUAUCAUCCCGAUAAGAACGAGUGCACAGAGUUCAAUUACGGCGGAUGUGACGGAAACGAAAAUCGUUUCUCCCUGAAAGAGGACUGCGAGGAAAAGUGCAAAGAAUAAUUCAUCAUUUAAUAUUCUUAGUACAUCACGAAUGUACGAAUAAAUAGAUAUUCAA
Drosophila persimilis is the source of this 311-nucleotide messenger RNA. Its product is annotated as male accessory gland serine protease inhibitor. Gene Ontology annotation, molecular function: serine-type endopeptidase inhibitor activity. NCBI's taxonomy places the organism in Eukaryota, Metazoa, Arthropoda, Insecta, Diptera, Drosophilidae. The coding region runs from base 20 to 256 and encodes 78 amino acids. The transcript is spliced from 2 exons. The record is from RefSeq and is a predicted model, not a curated record.